This is a messenger RNA of Calliphora vicina (urban bluebottle blowfly), 605 nucleotides long. RefSeq names its product acyl-coenzyme A thioesterase 13-like. Gene Ontology annotation, molecular function: fatty acyl-CoA hydrolase activity. Lineage: Eukaryota; Metazoa; Arthropoda; Insecta; Diptera; Calliphoridae. The transcript has 2 exons. The record is from RefSeq and is a predicted model, not a curated record. Bases 78 to 524 code for a protein of 148 amino acids.
UAUAUGUAUGUAUUUAAAAAUAUUUUUAGUUUUAUAAUCUGAUCAGUAGUACUUAAAUCACUUCCCUAAAAGUAACAAUGUCUGGAAAGCGCGGUAUUGAUUUCUUGAAAAAAGUGGCGAACUUUUAUUCAGUUAAACAAAGUGGACACGACUCAAUAACAAAAGCGUUUACUGUUACAGGUGGUGGUGAUGGUCGUUGUAUUGGAGAAUUUACCGUAGCCAAAGAACACUUAAAUGCCAGCGGCAGCUUACAUGGUGGAUAUACCGCCACAAUUAUUGAUCAUGUAACUACAUAUGCAUUAAUGUCGGCCAACUCUCAUCCGGGGGUUUCUGUCGAUUUGCGUGUAAGUUAUGUUUCGGCCGCUAAAGAAGGAGAGGAAAUAAUUGUUGAUGCUAAUACCUUGAAAGUGGGUAAAAAAAUGGCCUUUAUUGAUUGUGUUCUCAAAAAGAAAUCAAAUGAUGCGAUUGUGGCUAAAGGUGGUCAAACAAAAUUUGUAGAUUUUAAGGAGGAAGUUUCUUUUUAGAGCUAUUGCAAUGUAAAUUUAAUAAUAAAAAUAAAUAAUUAAAUAAAUACAAAUUAAAUUAUUAUAUUAUUAAAUACAUAA